AGUGGUGGGAGGAGCAGCCUCAGUUGGCAACCAGCCGUCAAAGCGAACAGCUGUGCGACCGCAACCACAACCAGAGCCGAACCAGAGGUGUGCAGAGCACCCGCCGACCACCGAGACCCUCUUUGUCACCGUAUUCCUCCGCACCCAGCGCCGCCCGUUGUCGACGAGCACCCCGUCAACAUGUCCGAGACCCACUUCGACGAGUACGAGCACUACAACUUCGACCAGGACAAGCUGGUCAACUCCGGCCACUCGGGCAAGGGACGGACCAAGAAGGAGGCGAGUGAGCACACCAACCACUUCGACCCCAGCGGACACUCGCGCAAGAUCGCCACCAAGCUGCAGAACACCGAGGCCAACGCCAAGCAGGCCAACGUGGCCGCUGCCGCCGCCGCGGCCAAGAAGAGCUAGUGGUGGUAUUGGACUCGACGGGCUGGGCGCUGGGCUGCCUGCCCUGGCCCCCCCGCCCCCCGCCUCCCCGCCGCCGCGGUGGCCCUGUCACCCUGUCCCUGGCGGACUCGGAGCGGCAAGGAGUUGAAUGGAGAUAAGGCAGGGCAGGCCGUUGUCACUGUGAUUGCUCGGUGUGGAAAAAUUGAUUGGUGUCAUGCGGAAGUGCCACGACACCGCGCUUGAGGCUGCAGCACGCUUACAGUGCACGCUGAUGGAUAGACUUUUCUUCGAUUCCUACUUAAUAUCAUGCUAAGGCUGUCCCAGUGCAGCUGAAUAGUGGAUCUCAGCUUUACUUUGUCUUUAUGUUGCCUUCCACUUAGUCACGUUUUAACGCACCUGGUAACAUGAUGUCUUUGUCUAGAAUGUUUUCAGUGUGUUUGUGUACUGUGCAGCAUUUAUAAAGUUGCCGGAGAAACAAGCGAAUUUGUUAUUUUAUGCAAGUGCUGCUUUUGUUUCCUGUGUUUUACUUUUUAAUUGUGUUUAAUGGUAAUUCUUGUUUAUUGAAAAUCUAUUUGUGAUGUCCAUUGUGUUCAUCUGAAUUUAAAGUUAAAUUAAAAUUAAUUAUUGCAA
Messenger RNA from Thrips palmi, 1020 nucleotides. RefSeq names its product nuclear protein 1. Gene Ontology annotation, biological process: negative regulation of cell cycle; negative regulation of cell population proliferation; regulation of transcription by RNA polymerase II. NCBI's taxonomy places the organism in Eukaryota, Metazoa, Arthropoda, Insecta, Thysanoptera, Thripidae. Bases 181 to 411 code for a protein of 76 amino acids. The transcript has a single exon. The record is from RefSeq and is a predicted model, not a curated record. Gene Ontology annotation, cellular component: nucleus.